AUGGAGGAAUUCAAACAGAUUUUUACUGAUUUCUACCAAGAAGUUAUUCAAGCCUUUGAACAUUUCUCAGAAUUUGUGAAUACUAAACUGUGCCAGCAAUUGGAGGAAAAAAGUGAUAAAAUUGAAAACUACAACAAUGAUAAAGAUGUCAUUUCAAGGAAGAAGAUUGGGAUUCAGAUCCUGGAGCUAAAAGGUCAAUGUGGAACUGAAUUGGAGAAUCUUGAUGUUUUCCAUGUAAAAAAAGACAUGGCAUUUGCUCCUCCCAAAAACCUGGAAGGUCCCAAGAUGCAAACAAAGAUGAGCACAUGGACACCACUGAAUCAUCAGCUCAUGAAUGAUAAGGUAUUUGAAGAAAGAAGAAACUUGUUGGGGAAAUGGUUUGACAAAUGGACAGACAGUCAAAGGCGAAGAGUCCUGACAGACUUCUUGGAGCGCUGCUCCCUUUCACAGCUGAAAUUCUGUUUCAAACUACUGCAGGAUCGAGUGCCAGUUGAAGCACUGGAUUUCACCACCCAGCUUCCCCGAGUGUUAACUUUGUACAUCUUUUCUUUCCUGGAUCCUCGGAGUCUCUCCCGAUGUGCCCAGGUAAAUUGGCACUGGAACUACUUAACCCAGCUUGAUCAACUCUGGAUGCCAAAAUGUCUACGCUUUGGGUGGUAUAUCAAUUUCUCUCCAACUCCAUUUGAGCAAGGAAUCUGGAAGAAACAUUAUAUUAAGAAGGUAGAAGAAUUUCUAGUCACCAGACCUAAGACCCCACCAAAAGAUGAUUUUGUGGUGGCUGAUGUUCAGCCAAUAACAAAAGAUGUUCCAGAAAUGAAACAGUCUUUGUUGUCAGCCCUCCAGUCAGCAUCUCUAUUAAGAAGGAAGAUAAACAAGGAGAAGAGAGAGCUCCCACCUUGGCGUUCAUCAGAUAAGCAUCCAACAGAUAUCAUUCGUUUCAACUACUUGGAUAACUUUGACCCCAUUGAGCAGGCAAGGCAGGCUAGAAGGAAAGGAGGAGGUCUCACUCCAGACCUCAAUCAGUCAGCCUUUCAGAAAAAGAGGAAACCAGGCAGUGGAACGUACAAACUCCGAAAAGCAAAGUCUCUGGUGUCCCUCUCGGCAGAACUUGCAGGCUUGCAGGCAGAAGUUCCAGUUCGCCCAAGCUGGGCUAUGCAUCAGCCAAACAGCUGCCCUCUGACUAAAUCAACAGCUAAAAUAUUUGCUCAGAGUGCUCAGUGGAAUGCUGGGAUACGUCCUGCACCUGCCCGAGGGCCAGUCCCAAAGCUGAGUGAGAAAGGAAAGAAAGCCUUUACCCGAACUAGCAGAAGCUCACCAACAUCACCACUGUUUGAAAGUCAACCCUGGGAAGUUCCAUCAUCCAGCUAUGUAUCUGAUCCAGAGCAAGAAGAUAGAGAAAAGAGACCACUGCAUCACCACUGACUUAGUCUCCAAAAAGAAAAGGCACUUGUUCAGUUAUUGUUAAGUGAAAUGUCUCUUUCUCUGAAGAGUUUGUGUUUGGACAAGGAUGAAGAAUCACGUGGAUAAUUGACAGAUUUAUCAUGGCUCUAUUUCUAUAGUGAAUCAAUUAACAGAUACCUUGGUUUUAAAAACUUGUGAAGCCAGGAAGUUGCCAUGUGGCCUUGGAUUGUUUCCCAGCCUCAGAUUCUGAACUGUAGAAUAGAAAUGGUCUCAAUGUAUUUCAUAGGAAUGUUGUGAGGGUGAAUAUUAUAGGGAUUCCAACUGCUCAAUUCUGUAUAUGUUUACUCAUGUAUUCAGUGAAAUUUCCUGAUAACUGAGUAAACAAUAGCAGCUGAGAGCACUUAGAAACUAAUACAAUGAAUCUGAAUGCAGAAUCAGAUUAAUAAAAAAAACAAGUAGAAAAAUGGGGGAAUACUUAAAAUUGGGGUAUAUGUUUGAAUUAUACUAAAUAAUAAUAGGGAAAUAACCAUCAUGUCCUGUGCCAAAUGUAAUUUUCACAUCCAUUUCUGCAUCUCCUCCUCCUGUCCAUCAUGAACAAAUGCUUAUAUAAGAUGAGAGAGUACUUAUAUAAGCAGAAAGGCAGGGUAUACAUUAAAUAAAUAAAUAAAUAACCAUCACCUUUUCAAGUCUACCAUUAUUAGCAUAGAGAUUGGAAGCUCCUUGGAAGAGAGGCCAAUCUUGUUUUGCUUGCGCUGCUUUAGAAAGCAUCCUGUACUGUGACAAUGCUCAUGGUGCACUUGAACAUGCUAAUUAACUUGGAAAUAAAAUGGGGAAGCU
Molecule: messenger RNA, 2238 nt
Organism: Candoia aspera
Lineage: Eukaryota; Metazoa; Chordata; Lepidosauria; Squamata; Candoiidae
Gene: FBXO16
Product: F-box protein 16
Exons: 9
Coding region: 1-1422 (473 amino acids)
Molecular function (GO): protein binding
Source: RefSeq, a predicted model, not a curated record